UAUUAUUCACUUGGAAUCGAUCGAGUCCACAAGAUGUACACCAAAGCUCUGUUCUUCCUUGUUUUGAUCUGUAGCACUGCUUUUGCUACUCCAAAGCAUCAUCAACGUAACCGUCAUGGACUUCAUAGAGUUCGACGAGGUGUCGGAGAUAAACUUAAACAAUGGGUCGCUAAAAUAAAAGAUCAAGCUGCCAAAGUAUUGAGUAAAAUUCAAGAUAAGACGGUGGAAGUUUACAACAAGGUGACCGGCAGGGCUGAAUUACUCAAUAAGCUCAAGGAAUUGAACGAGCAAAUGGCCGAUGUGAAAGAUAGACAAAUCUCUUUGGAGAACGAAAUCGUCCAAAAGCAUAACGAGCUGCAGCAGAAGGAAAAAGAAGUUGAAAGCUUGAAGUAUCAGCUGGAACAAAAUAAAAAUGCCUCCGCCCAAGAGAAAGAGGCCGCGAAGAAACGUUUGCAGGAUCUCAUAGUAAUUCUCGAACAACAACGAAAAGCUUUUGACAAUGAUCUUGAGACCAAAUCAUUAUAAAGGAAAUAAAUUAUUCCAUACCACGCAUGAAUUAUGAAAACCCUAUUUUGGUAUUUAUUACCGACAUUUCAUGUGCUGCGCAUCGAGUAUUUAACAAACUUCAACUAUUAUUCAUAUGAUAAACUCUGACGUUUAAUAUUACUUUACAUUGUCUGUCAUAAUAAAAGCAAAUGGUACAGCUUAA
This is a messenger RNA of Trichogramma pretiosum, 709 nucleotides long. RefSeq lists its product as uncharacterized. The transcript has 3 exons. The coding region runs from base 34 to 525 and encodes 163 amino acids. NCBI's taxonomy places the organism in Eukaryota, Metazoa, Arthropoda, Insecta, Hymenoptera, Trichogrammatidae. The record is from RefSeq and is a predicted model, not a curated record.